Molecule: messenger RNA, 837 nt
Organism: Adelges cooleyi (spruce gall adelgid)
Lineage: Eukaryota; Metazoa; Arthropoda; Insecta; Hemiptera; Adelgidae
Product: inositol monophosphatase 1-like
Exons: 1
Coding region: 4-837 (277 amino acids)
Biological process (GO): signal transduction; phosphatidylinositol phosphate biosynthetic process; inositol metabolic process
Molecular function (GO): inositol monophosphate 1-phosphatase activity
Source: RefSeq, a predicted model, not a curated record
ACCAUGAAUUCGAAUUGUCCUGUGAACUUACACGCGUGCAUGGAUUUAAUAACUAAACUUUCGCGACAAGCGGGCAAACUUAUUAAAAGUCGAAUCGACCAAGAGAAAUCGAUCGAGACAAAAGCUAACCGCAUUGAUUUUGUCACCGAAACCGAUCUAGAAGUGGAAAAAAUGCUCAUCGAAGGAAUAAAAAAUACAUAUCCAUCGCACAAGUUCAUAGGAGAAGAAUCGUUUGCGGCAGGUACAAGGGAAAAACUGUCGAGCACGCCAACUUGGGUCAUCGAUCCUGUUGACGGAACAACCAAUUUUGUGCACGGUUAUCCAAACGUGUGCAUAUCUAUCGGUUUAGUUAUCGAUUGUGAAGUCCAGCUGGGUGUUAUUUUCAAUCCAAUAUUGGACAUGUUUUUUAGAGCAAUCAAAGGCGAAGGCGCCUACUUGAACGACGAACCUAUCCGUGUCAGCGAUUCGAAGUGUUUAAGCGACUCCUUGGUUUCUGUUGAAUACGGCUCGCUCCGAACUGACGAGUUUACAGGCAUCGUCAAUCAUAACAUCAGUUAUUUAGCAAAACAUGCCCAUGGAAUUCGUUCUGGAGGAUCCGCUGCUUGGAAUUUGGCAAUGGUAGCUAAAGGCGCGAGUGAUUUGUAUGUGGAAAUGGGUAUCCACGCUUGGGAUAUUGCUGCUGGCGAUAUAAUUGUCAGAGAAGCUGGUGGUGUUGUAAUCGAUCCUGCAGGUUGUCAUUUUGAAUUGAUGAACCGUAGAAUAUUAGCCGCAUCGUCGCAAGAGCUUGCCAACGAAAUAUCUCCUAAAUUGAAACAAUAUUUUCCAGAACACGACUAG